GGAAGUCGCCUAGCAGGAAGAGGAAGAACUGGGAUUUGAACCGAGGCAGUCUGAUGACAGAGCUGUGACCGUGGUAGUGAGUCAGGACCCAGCCUGCUCGGGUCCUUCCUUGGCUGUGGCCGCGCCCUGGGAAAAGAAGUUUGCGGGCGAGGGCGGGAGGUGGACAGGGGAGCAGGGGGUGGCGCCCACGCAUCUGCCGCUGACUGCUCUCUUGAGCAACGCGCCGGGGAGGAGCCCCCGGCCACAAAACUGUCUGCUUCCCCGCGGGCGGAGCAGAGGAGAGGAAUCAGCCCGAGCCAGGAGCAUGGGCCGCCUCCUGCUGCUGCUGCUGCGGCUGCUGCUGGGCGUUCUGAUCUGCACCCCAGCCUCCUGGGCUCUGAUCUGCUUGCAUUGUAGAAGUAACGGGCCCUGCCAGGUGGAGACGUGUGCCGCCGGCCAGGACCUCUGCAGGACCACGGUCAUACGUGUGUGGAAAGUAGACGAAGAGCUGGAGAUGGUGGAGAAAGGCUGUGCUCACACAGAGAAGAGCAACAGGACCAUGAGCUAUCGGAUGGGCUCGGAGAUCAUCAGCCUUACAGAGACGGUGUGCGGGUCCAACUUGUGCAACAAGCCCACACGUAGCCAGCCACGCACCGUCGUCCUGGGCCGAUACCUCGAAUGUGUUUCCUGCACCUCGUUAGACAUGAGCUGUGAGAGGGGCCGGGAGCAGACCCUGCAGUGUCGCUACCCAAGAGAGCAGUGCAUUGAGGUGGUGACCCACCACAGCCAGGAAGCCAACUGGAGGGACGAGCGCCACACCCGCGGCUGCGGCUUCCUCCCGGGCUGCCCGGGCCCCACGAGCUUCCACAACAACCUCACCUUCCACUACCUGCGGUGCUGCAACAGCACCAAAUGCAACGGGGGCCCAGUCAUAGAGCUCAAAAACCUUCCACCGAAUGGCGUGCAGUGUUACAGCUGUGAGGGGAACAGCACCCACGGGUGCUCCUCCAGCGAGAACUCCCUGAUCGACUGCCGAGGCCCCAUGAAUCAGUGUCUGGAAGCCACGGGGACUAAAGGGAUGGAGAACAAGACCAUCACGGUGAGAGGCUGUGCGACUGCCUCCUGGUGCCAAGACUCCCACAUGGCCGACACCUUCAGCCUGACCCGUGUCAGUGUCUCAUGUUGCGAGGGCUCUGGCUGUAAUGACCCAGCCAGCGACAUCCAUUACCGCAGUGGGGGCGCCCCCCAGCCUGGGCCUGUCCCCCUCAGCCUGGCCAGCACUCUGCUUGUAAUCCUGAGACUGUGGGGAGGUGUUUUUCUCUGGACCUGAACCCCAAGUCCUCCUCCCUGGCUGGACCUAGGGGACCCCUUUGCCCUGUCUUCAACCCUAUCCCUGCAGACCUGUGCAGUGUCCUGUCCUCUCUGGGUCACAGUUUCCCCAGCUGUGAGCCCUUGUCCCGAGAACUGGAGGAGAAAAUGCUGGAGAAAGGCUGCAGGCCAGCAGGAAAGCUCUUCUUUUUAUUAUUAUUAAUAUUCAUAUUAUUUAUUUUAUAUGUAAAUAAAAAUUUUUUUGUACUAGUGAACUUUA
Cavia porcellus (domestic guinea pig) is the source of this 1567-nucleotide messenger RNA. RefSeq names its product plasminogen activator, urokinase receptor (gene Plaur). Gene Ontology annotation, cellular component: plasma membrane. The record is from RefSeq and is a predicted model, not a curated record. The coding region runs from base 305 to 1309 and encodes 334 amino acids. The transcript is spliced from 7 exons. NCBI's taxonomy places the organism in Eukaryota, Metazoa, Chordata, Mammalia, Rodentia, Caviidae.